Triticum turgidum subsp. durum (durum wheat) is the source of this 3780-nucleotide messenger RNA. The record is from the annotation of a GenBank genome assembly. Lineage: Eukaryota; Viridiplantae; Streptophyta; Magnoliopsida; Poales; Poaceae.
AUGGAGGCGGCUAUUGGCGCGGCGAGCGGGCUCAUCGGCACUGUGUUGAAUCAGCUAUCCGAUGAGUUCAUCCAGGCAUAUGUUGCCAGCUCUGAGCUCGGUCUCAACGCCAGGAAGAUCAAAGAUGAUCUCCGGUUCACACAAGGGCUGCUGCACGAAGCCCAGAGGAGGGGCGUGAGCGACAACCCUGGUCUGAAGGGGCUAGUGCAGCAGCUCAACACCAAGGCCAACGCCGCUGAGGACGCCCUGGACGAGCUCCACUAUUUCAUCAUCCAGGACCAGAUCGAUGGCACCAAGUAUGCCGAGCCGGAUCUGGGUGAUGGCCUCCACAGCCAUGCUCGCCAUGGUUGUCAUGCUGUUCUGCACGUUGUCGGUAACUGGCUUAAUUGCUUUUCUUGUUUGCCUAUGCAAGAUGAUGGUGCUGAGAGUACUAAUGUUAUUAGCAAAUCAUACAACACUAUCAAUCUUGAUAGUAGUAAUGAUAGUCCACUUGAUAAGUUGCAAUUCGAGAGAGUUGCUAUGUCCAAGAAAAUUAAGUCAGUGAUAGAGGAAAUGCACUCCCUAUGUGAUCCUGUCUCCCAAUUGCUCAAUCUAACUCCAGACCAGAGCAACACUACAAGUGUAAACCUCAACCGGCCUAUGAUGGGUUCAACAUCGGUGGAAAAUAAAUUAUAUGGAAGGAGCGCCAUUUUUGAGCAAACUAUAAAAGAUAUGACCAGUGGCACAUAUCACAGUGAAACACUUUCCAUUCUUCCUAUAGUUGGCCCAGGGGGUAUUGGAAAGACAACUUUCACUCAACACUUGUAUAAUGAUAGAAGAAUUGAAGAGCACUUCACUGUUAGGGUUUGGGUAUGUGUGUCCACUGAUUUUGAUGUGCUUAAGCUCACCCAGCAGAUCCAUAGCUGCAUACCUGUAGCUGAAAAAGAAGAAAUCAACAUUGUCAGUGGAACAACCAAUUUAGACCAGCUUCAGAAAUCCAUCGCAAAUAGAUUGAAGUCCAAAAGGUUUUUACUUGUCUUGGAUGAUGUAUGGAAAUGUGAUAGUGAUUAUGAGUGGAACAGCCUAGUAGCACCGUUCACAAAGGGAGAAGCCAAAGGCAGCAUGGUUCUUGUCACAACUCGAUUUCCAAAAAUAGAAGAAAGGAUCAAUAAAGGAAUUAGUCCCAUAAAACUGCAAGGUUUGGAUCCACAAGAGUUCUUUGAGUUCUUCCAAGCAUGUGUAUUUGGUGAAAACAAACCCAAUCAGCAGUACAGUGAAUUACUUGAUAUUGGCAAAGAGAUUGCCCAAAAAUUGAAGUGUUCGCCACUAGCAGCCAAAACAGUUGCUCGGUUACUGAAGAAACACCUUUCCUGGGAACAUUGGAGGGAAGUUCUUGAAAACAAUGAGUGGCAAAAUCAAACAAACAAUGACGAUAUUAUGCCAGCCCUAAAAAUUAGCUAUGAUUACCUUCCUUUCCACCUCAAACAAUGUUUUUCAUAUUUUUCCCUUUUCCCUGAAGAUCAUAGGUUUAAAGUUAUAGACAUUAAUCACUUUUGGAUCGCACUAGGCAUCAUACACUCUAGUUACGAAAAUAAGAAUUACUUAGAAGAACUUGUGGACAAUGGUUUUCUCGUGAUUGAAGUUAAUGAUUUAGAGGGUCAAUGCUAUGCAAUGCAUGAUUUAUUGCAUGAGCUGUCUCGGAGUGUUUCAUCCCAAGAUUGUACCAAUAUAAGUAGUUUUAGUUUUAGUGCCAACGAGAUCUCACAAUCCAUCCGACACUUGGCUAUUACCAUAGAUGAUCGAUAUGAUGAGAAUUUUAAGCAAGAAAUGGCCAAAUUGAAAAGCAGGAUACAUAUAAGAGAUUUGCGGACUUUGAUGAUUUUUAGAGGAUACAAUGAAUGGAUCGAUGAGAUUCUGAAGGACACAUUCAGUGAUAUAGAGAGUAUACGUGUCCUAUUUAUACCAGUGAACUCUACAGAGUCUUUGCCAAAAAAAUUCUCAAAACUUCUGCACCUUCGGUACCUAAAAAUUACAUCACCUAAGUAUUGUGAAGUAAGUUUACCUAGCACGCUACCAAUAUUUUACCACUUGAUAUUCUUAGACCUACAAGAUUGGAAGGGUAGUUCUGAUUUGCCUAAAUACUUUAGCCGUCUUGUGAAUUUACGCCAUUUCAUUGCUGGUAGUAAACUCCACUCCAAUGUUCCCGAGGUUGGAAAGAUAGAGCGACUGGAGGAGCUAAAAGAAUUCCAUGUUAAGAAAGAGAGUGUUGGGUUUGAGCUGGAAGAGCUGGGGAAAUUGAAAGAACUUCGUGGAAGACUCGUGGUCUUUAAUCUUGAAAAGGUGGCAACCAAAGGUGAAGCUAACAAAGCCAAUCUGGCUUUUAAAACGAAUCUGAAAGUAUUGGGACUAGUUUGGGGUCCAAAAGAUCCAAACUGUGUUACCGAGCCGUUUGCUGAUUUAGAUGAUGAUGUUGCUGAUGGUCUCCAACCACAUGAUAAUCUCAGAGUACUUGGCAUUAGAGGACAUGGUGGUGCUAGUCCUCCCAGUUGGUUGUGUUGUGACAUGCCCAUGAGAUAUUUGGAGUGGCUAGGUUUUGAAGGUGUGUCUUGGGGCACUCUUCCACCUUUUGGGCAGUUACAAUAUCUCAAGAGACUGCAUUUGAAGAGGAUUGCCAAAGUGUGUCUGAUCGGACCUGAUUCUGGUACAGGUAGAAACCAAAGUUUCAUGCACCUGAAGGAAGUUGUCAUUUCUGACAUGCCACUUCUGGAAAGGUGGAUUGUGGAACCUAACUGCCAUCUGUUUCCAGUGCUUGAAACAAUCAAGUGCAGUGAUUGUCCCAAUCUCCUUUCACUGCCCUUUUUCCCAGAGUGCUCUGUCCGUUGUACACAAGGCAUACACUGUCCCAACCUGCAUAGACUAGAGAUUACUGAAUGCCCUAAGCUGUUCGUGUCCCCCAUCCCUCCUGCUCCUGCACUAAAAUACAUUAAAAUUGAAGAUACUCAUCGGAGUGUGACAUUCGAUGGAGAGGCACAUUGGGAUUGGGGUGUGAUAUUUGGUGGAGAUGAGAAUGUGUUGAAUUUGAUUGGCUACAUCGGUGCACUAGCCUUCCAUAAUAUGGGAAAUGUAGGGAGUCUUAUUUGUCGUCAUGUGUCAAUAACCUCUUUCACAGACCUCCAAAAAGUAACCUUCCCCAGGGAGCUUACUAGUUAUGAAGGCUCGGGCAUGAAGUCAAUCAAGUUCAUCAAGUGCGAGAAUUUAACAGUGGAUGGGUUCGAUCCUCUCAUCACAGCUGUCAGUGUAAAGGAAUUAUGGAUCAUGAAUGGUGAGAAUUAUCCCGGCUCUAUAGCCGCGGAUCUGCUCUCAGAGGUGGCAAGAAGAACCAAACAAUUGCCUGCAGGAUCCUUCCAAUUGGAGAAACUCGCCGUGAAUAGCAUCUCAGCGGUGCUUGUUGCUCCUGUCUGCAGUCACCUUGCUGCAACCCUCCACACAUUAAGCGCGGCUCUUGAUGAGCGGGUGGAAAGCUUCACAGAAGAGGAAGAGCAAGCACUUCAGCUUCUCGCCUCCCUCCAAACCUUAGAAUUUUGGAACUGCCAAGGUCUGCCGUGCCUCCCUCAAGGGUUACACACCCUUCCUUCUCUCAGUUCUCUAUCAGUCUCACACUGCCCUGAGAUCCGGUCGCUGCCUAUGGGGGGCCUCCCCACUUCAAUUCGUGAGAUAAAGGUAGACUCAUGCAGCGCCAAGCUACACAAGCUAGUCAGGAAAUUAAAGAGAAGAAACCCAGAAUUAAAGGUGGAUGCCUAG